CCCGGUGCUGGCAGGGGAAGGCUGCGAGAGGGACGGGCAGGAGGAGGAAGAGGAGGAGGAGGAAUAAUGAAGCUGACCCGGCACUUUGUUCUGAGAUUAUUUGGAUUCCUGUUGACAUCCUUGGCUGCUUGGUAUUUGGGAUACUUUCUUGCUGUUCAUGUACCCCAAAAUACAGUAUCUAUUGCUGCACUUCAAGAGAUUGGAAAGAAACCAGUGUUGAGGGCCCCAGCCCCCAGAAGGCAGAAGUGUGGCCUCUGGGCUCCCUGCCCACCUGGGAACUUUGUCUAUCGCAUCCUCAGUGGUGGUGGCAAACAGAGGAGGCCUAAAAUUUGUUUUGAGGAUGAGGAGCUUAUAAAUGAAGGGAAUUAUGAAGCUGAAAGUGGCAUAAUCAUUGCCAUUGUGAAUUAUAAAACAGGAGAACUCAUUUCGACAAAAUUUUUUCAAAUGUGGGCAAGAGACCACUCAGGGGAGAUGAUGGAUUUCAUCAGGAAAGCACCAGAAGGGACCCUCCUUCUGAUGGCCACUCAAGAUGAUGGCAGCACCAGGUUGAAAGAUGGCGCCAAAAAAUUAGUAGAAGAACUGGGAAGUAAAGAAAUAAAGAAUAUAAAGUUCAGAUCAAGUUGGGUUUUUAUAGCUGCCAAAGGCUUCACUCUGCCACAUGAUAUCCAAAAAGAAAAGAUAAACCACUCUGACCAGACAAAGAACAGAUACAAAGGCUGGCCAGCUGAAAUCCAAAUAGAGGGCUGUAUCCCAAGAGACCUGAUCUGAACAAAUGCAUACCUCAUUAAUAAAGACAAUUCUAUAUUUUUAUACCUAUGACUGUAAUGAAUUGCCUCCAGAACUCAAUAAGCAUAUGAACACCAAUUAUACAAGUCAAAUGCACAGCUUUUAAACUAUCUUCGCUCUCUGUGGUUUUAUUCUAAUCUGAAAGCAAACAGGUAUUUUGAUAAGAAGUGAAAAUAAAAUAGUCUGGUUUGGAAA
This is a messenger RNA of Melospiza melodia melodia, 981 nucleotides long. RefSeq names its product FAM3 metabolism regulating signaling molecule B (gene FAM3B). Gene Ontology annotation, biological process: insulin secretion. The transcript has 8 exons. The coding region runs from base 67 to 768 and encodes 233 amino acids. Lineage: Eukaryota; Metazoa; Chordata; Aves; Passeriformes; Passerellidae. The record is from RefSeq and is a predicted model, not a curated record.